Molecule: messenger RNA, 2913 nt
Organism: Lucilia cuprina (Australian sheep blowfly)
Lineage: Eukaryota; Metazoa; Arthropoda; Insecta; Diptera; Calliphoridae
Exons: 13
Coding region: 6-2753 (915 amino acids)
Source: RefSeq, a predicted model, not a curated record
AACAAAUGCAUUUCCUUAAACUUUUAAAAACUGGUAUUUCGAUCAAGCAAGUGGCCUUGGAAUUUGUACAAACUUUGCUGAAAAAAUCCUGGCAGGAAAAAGAAUUAAGCCUAGAAUUUACCUGUAACUUUGUUAAUGAUCUCCUACAGGGACUAGGACUAGAGUGUCAUAUAACAGCUGAAGAAAUUAACUCCGGUGGACCUUAUGAUUGGCCUUUAGAACAAAUACAAAUUUAUAAUUUUCAUUAUAUUGAAAUGGAUUUUCAUAAUUUGGAAGAAUUUCUGGAAGAGGUAUGCUCCUUGGUGCAAAUGCAACAUGAAAUAUUUCUAAAUGAUGUUAAGGAGCUGCAUGAUGAUGAGGAUAUUGAAAGUCCAGUGGAAUAUUUAAUGCAAUUAACGGCUGUAUGGUGUAAUGUUUAUAAACAAUUGCAAAAAUUAGAAGAGCUGCAGGUGAAUAAAAGAUUUGAGGAACCCUUGGCUAGAAUAAAUUUCCAUAUGCUAAAAGGUAUGCAUGAUUUACGUAAACUUUAUCGUUUGGAUUUACAUCUAUUGGAUGCCAUAUGUAAUCGUUUAUAUUGGAGUGCUUUGCAGGGACUUUAUUACAAACAAACCCAUGAUAUGAUAUUUUCCGGUUUACUAGAUAUAUUCACCAAAGAUUUUGAUUUGUUUUACACAAGUUCCACACAAACUAUAAAUUUCUUCUACGAAGCCUUUUCCGUAGACAUUAAUACUUUAACACCCUUAAAGCUUUAUGAAUGUUUAAAAAAUAUGCUCAUGGAACUGGACAACUCUUAUAAAUUGAAUAUAUUAAUAAACUUUCUCAUUGAACCCUUUAUGUUGCAAAUAUAUUUCACCACAUUUCUUGCGAAAAGACAUAAAUGGUAUAAUAAAAUAACCAGCAAAAAUUUGGAGAAAAUCCAACAGGAAGCCUUAAAAUUUUUAAAUAUAUUACAAAGCAAACUUGUAACUUUAGAUUGUUUUUCACGUGAAUUCAUGGAAUCUCUAUUAAAUGUUAUCUUUAAAACUGAUCACAUAACCUCAAAUUUAUCCUGUCAAUUGUAUAUAACCAUGAUGAAGCGCAAAUUUUCAGAAACAUUGAUUUUAAAACAUAUAAUGGAUUUUUAUGUUCGACAUAUGGGUUCCAUUGUUAAUUUGAAAACUUACAUUGAAGCUAUAUACGAUUCUUUGGAGUUUUUAUUGAAUUUUAAUAAUUUAUUAGAAAUAAUAACAGAUAUCAAUACCACGGAAAUUAUUAGAUUAUUAAGUGCUCAUAUAUUGGUUAUAGUAUUCGAACUGAAAGUUAAGGAGGAAGAUUCCUCUUCGCAACAAGAACUACAACACUUACUGCAAAUAUUACCCGAAAUAUUUGAAAAUUUACUUUGUCAAAAGACCGAGGGCAUCCUGUUAAAGAUCUACUCUUUCAUACCGACAGAAAAUUUACAAAAACCGAUCCUGGACAAUUUUAUCCAUUAUGCUGUGGGCAUAUUUACACAUUUCGCCAAUAAUCUGCAAUAUCCUUUGCUAAUGAAUAUUUUCCAGGUUUUUCAUAAAUUUUUAAAUUUUAACAGAGAAUGGCAACAUUUAGAACAAUUAAGUGAUCAUUUAUUACAUAAAUAUCAUGAAAUGUUAAGAGAUUUACGUAAACGAGAAGAAAAUUCUGAAAAGAUUUUAAAAAUUCCUUUGACGGAUUAUAAUAAUUUACUCAAACGUUUUAAUAUUAUAUUAAAAACCAAAUAUGAAUUAUUGGAUAAUAACUAUUUACAAAUCGUAAGAGAUUUGUCUCAUUACUUUCUUUAUCAUCCCGAUAUUAAAGCGAUAAUUUUAAAAGAAAAAUCUUUUAUCGAUUUAUAUGUUUUGGAAAUAGUCAUUUCGUGCAUAUUGAAAUUAUUUAAAGUGCAAAAUGCCAAUAAUCAAAAUUAUACAUUUUUCAUUGAGGCUCAGGAAUUAUUUAAAUAUCUUUGGUUGUUAUUAAAGGAUAUGGAAGAAUUGUUAAAGUUACCAGUUGUAAGAAUAAAAACGUAUUUCUGUUCUUUACUGGUCUUACUGACUUAUCUACCUCUAAAACUGGAGUCUAAUGUUUAUCAGCAAUUGGUGCAAAUUCUUAUAGAGUUAAAUUUUAAAAGCAGGUCUCUUAAUCGUACAGAAGGCGAUGAGUCACAGCAAUUGCAUCCUUUAAAAUCUUUAGAAUAUCAACGUUUAAUGAUGCGACAAUUUACGGAAAUGCAUAAACACCAAAGGGUGCAAAUUCAUACCAACACGGUUUGGAAAUUGUGUAUUUAUUAUGGAAUGUUCAAACGCUCUUUUCAAAAAGAAUUAAAGGAUUUACUCAUGACCUUGGCCAAUUAUAGAUUAAAUAUCUAUAAACACAUAAUUUCCGUACUAAUAUAUAAUCUUUAUAAACAAAACCCUACUCUCAAGCACAUGACUAUAGUGUUUAUACUAAAACAGCACAAACAUUUAAUUGAUAACGAUAUAAAUGUCGAUUCAACACCUUUACUUAAAGUCCAUGUAGUGUUAUUGGUAUUACAAAUAUUAACAAAGGCCUUAAGUGUUCAACGUCUAAAGACUGGUCACAAUCGUUUGGAGGCUUUAAAGUAUUUAAACAUUUUUACGAUGGACUUAGAUUUGAAUGAAUUGCAAGCAAAACAAUUAAUGGAGGAACAAUUGCAGCAAAUGUCUCAACAUUUAAUUACAGCUGAGGAACGUAAAUUUUUGGAUCAAUUUAAAGUUGAAAUGGAAAAACAGGUAUCUUAGAAAGUUACGUUGCUUUACUAUGUUUUGUUUUUGUUUAUUUAUAUAAUUUAAUAACCCAUCAGACAUUGCAGUGUCUCUUAAAUUUUAUUAUUAUUUUAUUUAAUUUCUUUUCAUUUUUAUAUUUAUUACAUUAUUAUUAUUAUUUAAUUUAAAUUUUAAU